Messenger RNA from Penicillium robsamsonii, 999 nucleotides. RefSeq lists its product as uncharacterized. NCBI's taxonomy places the organism in Eukaryota, Fungi, Ascomycota, Eurotiomycetes, Eurotiales, Aspergillaceae. The record is from RefSeq and is a predicted model, not a curated record. The transcript has a single exon. Bases 1 to 999 code for a protein of 332 amino acids.
AUGCGCUUUCAAGUUUUCCUCAAUGUACUUUGGCUUUCACUGCCUCUUUUCUUACAAACAUCCCUUGCCACACCACGUUACCCCAGAGGUUACCAAUCUCGGCCAGCUUCCACAGUCUUUCAGCUCGAGAGAAAUGGCAGUUGGUUUGAAAAUCUCGCUGUUCGGUCAAACGGCAACAUUCUUGCCACGCGAAUCGACACCCCUGAGCUCUGGUCAAUCGUGCAAAACAGCAAUAGUAGCCACCUAGGGCAAGCUACCCUUCUGUUCAGGUUCCCCAACGCUAUGAGUACUAUGGGCAUUACAGAAAUAGAUCAUGAUGUUUUUGCGGUAAUUUCCGGCAACAUAUCUCUUCCAAGCAUCACUCCUACCCAGGGUUCAUUCGUUGUCUGGACUGUCAACGUUACUGGUGCAACGCCCGAGGCUAAGGUUCUAGCACCUCUACCCAAAGGGCAGUUCCUCGAUGGAAUAACCAAGUUCAGCGAUGACCUGCUCUUGAUUUCCGACGCCGCAAUGGGAACAAUCUGGUGCCUCAACACCACAACAGGAGAAUCUUCGGUGGCCUUGUCGCACGCCUCAAUGCUCCCUGCCGCUGGGCAGGCCGUGAAAGUUGGCGUGAAUGGACUUAAGGUGCUGAACAGCUUUGUCUACUACACUAGCACUAGCCAGGAAGUCUAUGCUCGCAUUCCGGUUGACGGAAACGCGACUGCGGUGGGACCAGUCGAGAUCAUUACUAGCGGUUUUACGUUCGACGACUUCAUCCUGACGAAAGAUGGAACGGCCUAUCUGUCGACAAAUCCCCAGAAUGAGUUGAUCAAGGUAUCGCCUAGGGGGCGUGUUCGUUUGUUCGCAGGGAACCAGUUCAUGUUGUCAGUGGGGGGAUCAACUGCUGUCGCUAUUAAUCGUGAACAUUCGAUUUUGUACGUGACAACUAGUGGUGCGCAGUUUGCACCGGUUGCUGGAAAGAUGGAGCCUGCGAAGAUUGUGGCCAUUCGGUUGUAA